UAUAAAUUUAUUAAUUUUAUUAAACAUAACAAGUGUCACAUUCAUAAAUAACACCUAUUUUUAAGUAAAUAUAGAAAUAUCAAAUAAUAUACUUGUUAGGUUGUUUGUUAUCACAAAAUUUAACUUUUCAAUCGUGGUUAAUUUUGCCACGUUAAAUACAUUAACCAUCAAAAUAUCUGGUUCAGUAGCCGCAGAUAUUUUCAGAUUGCCUUCGUCCUUUCUGACGUGGCAUACAUCUGAUGAUAAUGACACGUGUAAAAGCGUCGCCAUGUGUGUAUACUGUUGUUCCAGCGACCGCCUCCCUCCGUCGAACUUUUCCCCUCUCCGCCCCUAAAAUCAGUAUUACAAUUUACAACCGAAUCCUCUUCGGUGAUUGUGUGAAUUUCAAAUUACCUUUACAAAAUACACGAAAAUGGAAGGUAGUCGCCGGCGUAAUUCAUCAUCUCCGUCGAUGUUAGCAGAUCUAACCGCGACUCAUGGCUGCGACAAUGAAUUGAGUCCGUCGAACUCCGACUUGACCUCGAACUCGUCUUUGACCGUUAAUAAUUGUAAAGGAAGGUUACAUCAGAUUGAAGAUUCGGCGAAGGAUUGUGUGACGACAUGGACAGAUGAAAAACAUGAUUUGUAUCUUGAUCAUUUGGAAUCAUCAUUUGUUGAGCAGUUGCAUCGGUCUAUAGGCGUACUUGCUUUUUGCUCAAAUGAUGACUCAAAGAGUCAUUAUUUAUCUCGAAAGCUGGUUGCUAAAAAUAGAAAUACUUCAGCAAAGUUAAAAAUAAUACAAGAUUCCUACUCGGACAAAACUACCCUCAAGAGAAAAAGCCAUCACACUCUUACAGAAUUCUCAGACCAAAACUUUUCAGCUGAAGCUAGUGAGCAGGCAUGUAGAAAAAAGCAGUCAAAGACUAUUUAUUCACAAGUUUGAAGGAAAGAGAUAGUAGCAUUGAGAGAUUUCAAAUUCAAGAUGUGAAUACAAAACAACAUAGAAAUGUAUUGGAACUUUCUUGAGGGAAUUAUAAGGUGAAGAUCUUGUUGAUGGAUGAAACAGGUAUAUAUAGUUAUGUUAAUCUUAAGGGAAUAUUUAUUUUUCUAUUUUUUAAUUGGUGAUAGGUGAUUUGAAUUUUAAAACUUAUGUUAUAAUAUGUUAUGGGUAAUUUAUUGGUGAUUUUAGUGUCAUCAAGCAUAGAAUGUGAUCUUAAGCUAAGCUUAAGUACAAGUUAGGAGGUAGAAAUUUUACACUUGUUCUUAAAAACAUUCUAUUGUUGAUGAGUUUCUUUAAAGAAAAGCAUGCAACUUCUUCUUAA
Messenger RNA from Lactuca sativa (garden lettuce), 1301 nucleotides. RefSeq lists its product as uncharacterized. Lineage: Eukaryota; Viridiplantae; Streptophyta; Magnoliopsida; Asterales; Asteraceae. The record is from RefSeq and is a predicted model, not a curated record. Gene Ontology annotation, biological process: regulation of circadian rhythm; response to cold.